Onychostruthus taczanowskii (white-rumped snowfinch) is the source of this 2305-nucleotide messenger RNA. RefSeq names its product tRNA methyltransferase 10C, mitochondrial RNase P subunit (gene TRMT10C). Gene Ontology annotation, cellular component: mitochondrion; nucleus; nucleoplasm. The record is from RefSeq and is a predicted model, not a curated record. The transcript is spliced from 4 exons. Lineage: Eukaryota; Metazoa; Chordata; Aves; Passeriformes; Passeridae. Gene Ontology annotation, biological process: positive regulation of mitochondrial translation; mitochondrial tRNA 5'-end processing. Bases 485 to 1738 code for a protein of 417 amino acids. Gene Ontology annotation, molecular function: tRNA binding.
CGGCGCGGUCGGGGCCGGCGGUGACCGUGGGGCGCCUCGGGGUCCGCCCGGCCCUGCCCGGCCCUGCCCCGACCCGACCGAGCCCCGGCGGGCGGGAGCGCGGCCGGAGAUCCCGCAGGUGGUCGUGCACUGAACAGGUUGCCCAGAGGGGUUGUGGAGUCUGCCUUACUGGAGAUAUUCCAGACCUGCCCAGACACAGCCCUGUGCCAUGUCUCUGGGAUGACCCUGCUUGAUGAGAGGAGUUGGACGAGAUCCAUUGUGGCCCCUUGCAGCCUUAUUCAGUCUGUGAUUCUGAGUGGGCAGCUAUGCUGGAGAAGAUAGAUAAAUUAUAUAAAAAUACUUCUGGUUUGCAUGCAGCAUUUCUCUGACUGGUUGUGAAGGCUCGUCAUAUGAUACAGAUAACUUGAAGAGAUUUUGGACAGUUCUUGAAGGUUGACUGCAUUUUGAAUUGCAAUAAGUGUUGCAACACAGCACAUGUCUAAAUAUGCAGUUUGCUAAUAUGCUUCUGAGAAGAAUUGUAAGAAGUUCUGUCCUUCCAUUUGCCACACAACAUGGGAUGAAAAAGGAUUUGUUUCCACUCAGUAGAACUCUGAGUUUAUCACUUUGUCUGAAGCAAGACAAGUCAUAUGAACCCUCAGAAAAACUGGAUUUAGAUGAGUGGAAGAAGGUAAUGAAAUCUGGGUUGCAAGAAGAGGUCACUGAGAUGGUCUCAGAGCCUAAGGAGCUUUCCAGUUUGGCUGCUGCACGUGAGACUUUGGAGAUGUGGAGGCUAGCUGGCAGAGCAGUUCCAGAAAAUAUUAGUGAAGAACAGCUAAAAACCUUUAUGGAGUGUCCUUCUAAGUCAGCUAAAAAGAAGUAUUUAAAAUAUUUGCAUCUCAAAGAACUUCACAAGAAAAAUGACAAGAGAAAGAUGGAAGAGAAAAGGGAAAGGAGGCUGGAAGCACAAGAUCAAGAUUCAAAACCAGAUGAGAUCAAAAAGAGUUCAUUCCUGUAUUUCUGGUCCCACACUAUGGAUAAAGCAUACAAUUGGAGGGCUGCUCAGUCCAUGAUCUUUGGCCAGCCUCUAGUAUUUGACAUGUCUUAUGAAAAAGAGAUGUCUCUCCGAGAAGUCUCAAAUACAGUGAGACAGAUAGUAAUGAGUGAAGGCAGCAAUCGGAGAUCUGUGGACCCAUUCCACAUCCACUUCUGUAACUUCAAAGAUGAUAGCCUCUAUCACAGGGAAUUUAUCAAGAAUUAUAGAGAGGCAUGGGACAAACUGCUUAUCACAGUGACAGAUAAGUGCUACACAGAAAUCUUUCCAAAGGAUAAGCUCAUCUAUCUGACAGCUGAUUCUCCCAAAGUAAUGAAAACAUUUGAUCACGAUAAGAUCUAUAUUGUUGGGUCAAUGGUUGACAGGAGCAUAAAAACAGGAGUCUCUUUAGCACGGGCAAAGCGACUAGGACUGGAGACUGCAGCCCUUCCACUGGAGAAGUAUUUGCUUUGGAGUACUGGUGCCAAAAAUCUCACACUGGAUCAAAUGAUGCAUAUUUUAUUAACUGUGAAAGAUACUGCUGACUGGAAGAAGGCUCUGGAAUUUGUUCCGAAAAGGAAAUACUGUGGCUUUGUAAACAAGCCUGUGAAGGAAUUGAAAAAAACGUUAGACCUGAUCAACACACUCAAACUUGGAAAGGGACGGGAAAAAGUAGAAAAGCAAUUUGCCAAAAACUACCCCCAGAGGUAUAAACUAAAGCAGAAGUAGAGUGAUGGGGAGGAAAAUGAAUUUUUUACACACAAACUGUGCCGUUUUCUUGGAACCCUGUUCAGCUUUUAAUCUCAAAACAUAUUUUGUUGCUUAUGUUUGAAAUUACCGUCAUUAAGAGUUGGGUUUUUUAAUUACUUUAGUAGUCCAGCUGUUUAAAUUUAUUCACACAUUAUUGAAAUUAUGUAAGAGAAAUAAGAUAAUAUGUUGUAAAAAAUCUACACAAAGACUGUCAGUCUGUUCAAUUGAACUGUGCUUGCACAAGGGUGAUUGUUACUGAAUGCAAAGGUCUUCAGAGCUCUCUGCUUUGGAGGCUGUCUACAGUUUUAUUCUGUAAGAUCACUAAGAUGAAGUAGAAGAGACUCUCCCCAUUACUUCCUGAAUCCUCUUGUGUGCAAAUGAAUUGACCUUUGAUAGCUGAACUAAAUGGUUAAAACCUUGUGUGAGUUUGGGGAACUGCACCAUUUAUUUCUGGAUGUUCUAUCUGCCACAAAUAAAGUCCCUGUUUGGAAGGAACCAGGCAAAUUUCUUGACUGUGCUGAAAAAAAAAUAAAUUAAUCUUACCUA